AUGCGAGAACAUACGCCUCGUGCGGCGCAGGCGCUGGCUGCUGAGCGCAAUGUCCCGUCGUCGUCGCCUGCAGCAUAUCAAUCAUCCUCGCCUGUGCGGCAUCAAAGCGCAGCGACGCCAGAUAUUCGAAUGGGUGACAUGAGCUCACAGGUUGAUGAUGGGGACCGAACACCGCGAGCCAAUCCGGGAAUCAGAGACUCAUCUCCCAUCAGCUAUAUCGCAAGCUCCAGUCCAGCUCGCGGUCUGGGACGAUCCGAAAUUCGUUCCGAUAUCCGUUCUGAUGCCCUCAGCACCAGCAGUAGACUGUUCGUUUCACCUAGCGGUGGCCGCCGCGGGCCUCGGCGAAGUGAUUUGCACUCCAGUGGUUUGAAUUCAACUCCCACUCGUCGUAACCGCCUGUUCGUCGGGCCCAAUGGCAUGCCUGCCGGUGAUAAUGCUCCACGAUCCGAUGCAACCUUCUCCAACAUCAAUCCUGGUACCUCCGAGGCCGAGGCCAUGGCUGGAAACUCUACCCGUGUGAUUUGGGGUACCAAUGUCUCCAUUCACGAUUCCAUGUCUGCUUUCAAAAAUUUCCUGUACAACUUUGCGACCAAAUACCGUCUCUGGGCCGAGGGAGCAUCCGAAAGCGAGGUCCGCAUUAUGGGCGAAGCGGCAGAGAAGAGGGAAUACAUUACAAUGAUGAACGAUAUGCGGCGACUAGGCCUGACGACUUUCAAUCUUGAUUGCAAGAAUUUGAAGGCCUAUCCUCUUACACAGAAGCUCUGGCAUCAGCUGCUCGCUUACCCGCAAGAGAUUGUGCCCCUGAUGGACCAAGCUGUGAAGGACGUGAUGGUGGACCUGGCGUUAAAGGAAAUGGAUGCAUUGCGGUCAGACAUGCAGCGAGGUGGCCAGUCGCGAGAUCGCCACGGCCAGUCUAUUCUUACAUCAGACGGUGUUGGUCCAACCGCCGAUGUGCCCGAUCUUGUUCAAGAAGUUGAAAGUGUCAACUAUAAGGUCUUGCCGUUCGGUUUGGAUCAAACCAUCAACAUGAGAGAUUUGGAUCCAGCUGACAUGGAUAAGCUUGUCAGUAUCAAGGGUCUCGUCAUCCGAACAACUCCUGUCAUUCCAGAUAUGAAAGAUGCUUUCUUCCGCUGCAGCGUAUGCAGUUAUGGAGUGACUGUGGAGAUUGACCGUGGUCGAAUUGCCGAACCCACUGUUUGUCUUCGUGAUUCAUGCAAGUCCAAGAACUCCAUGCAGCUGAUCCAUAAUCGCUGCAGCUUUUCCGACAAGCAAGUCAUCAAACUCCAAGAGACCCCAGACAAUGUUCCAGAUGGCCAGACGCCGCACUCAGUCUCGCUUUGCGUCUAUGACGAAUUGGUUGAUGUGUGCAAGGCUGGUGAUCGUGUCGAGGUGACCGGUAUCUUUCGCUGUAAUCCAAUGCGUGUCAGCGCUCGCCAGCGAUCACAGAAGUCACUUUUCAAGACCUAUAUCGAUGUUUUGCAUAUUCAGAAAGUCGACCGAAAGAAGAUGGGCAUUGACGUGUCCACCAUUGAGCAAGAAAUGUCCGAGCAGGCUGCUGAGGCUGACCAGGCUCGCAAGAUUUCAGCUGAGGAGGAGGAGAAGAUUCGACGCACUGCAUCACGGCCCGAUAUUUACGAGUUGCUGUCUCGAUCAUUGGCGCCUAGCAUCUACGAGGCCGACGAUGUGAAGAAAGGUAUUCUCUUGCAAAUGUUCGGUGGAACCAACAAAACAUUCCAAAAAGGUGGCAACCCGCGAUACCGUGGUGAUAUCAACAUCCUGCUUUGUGGUGACCCCUCGACGGCCAAGUCUCAGCUUCUCCGCUAUGUGCACAAAAUUGCGCCUCGUGGUGUCUACACCAGCGGCAAAGGUUCCUCAGCCGUUGGUUUGACGGCCUACGUCACCCGGGACCCGGAAACGAAGCAGAUGGUUUUGGAAUCUGGUGCUCUGGUCUUGUCCGAUGGAGGCACUUGCUGCAUCGAUGAGUUUGACAAGAUGAACGAAGCGACUCGGUCUGUUCUUCACGAAGUCAUGGAGCAGCAGACUGUGUCCAUCGCAAAGGCUGGCAUCAUCACCACUCUCAACGCCCGAACUUCCAUUUUGGCAUCCGCCAAUCCCAUUGGUAGUCGCUACAAUCCCAAGUUGCCUGUACCGCAAAACAUCGACCUGCCUCCGACUUUGCUGUCCCGUUUCGACCUGGUGUAUCUAGUUCUGGAUCGUGUGGACGAAAAUGAAGAUCGCCGUCUGGCCAAGCACUUGGUUGGCAUGUAUCUGGAAGAUACCCCAGAGAACGCCGCCUUGGAAGAGGUGCUGCCGAUCGAGUUCCUCACCGCGUACAUCACCUACGCGAAGACCCGUAUCCAUCCUGUCCUCACACCCGAAGCGGGUGCAGCGCUAUCGGAUGCUUACGUGGCUAUGCGCCAGCUUGGCGAUGACAUCCGUGCGUCGGAGCGUCGUAUCACUGCCACCACUCGUCAGUUGGAGUCUAUGAUUCGUCUCUCCGAAGCGCACGCGCGUAUGCGCCUCUCGCCUGAAGUGACUGUCGCUGAUGUUGAGGAGGCGGUACGUCUGAUCCGUUCGGCCAUCAAGCAGGCGGCUACCGACUCGCGCACUGGCUUGAUCGAUAUGGGCUUGUUGACCGAGGGCACAAGUGCUAGCGAGCGACGACUGCGAGAGGACCUCAAGCGGGCUGUGCUGGCACGGCUCGACGAUCGCGGGGGUGUGGCCGGCACCGCUGUGCGUUGGAGUGAUCUCUUCCGCGACAUGAGCGAGUCCAGCGACAUUGCGUUGGAUCAUCAUCAAUUCUCCGACGCUGUACGCUCGCUGGAAGCCGAGGGUGCGGUUCACGUGUCUGGUGAGGGCGCUCGUCGCAGCAUUCGCCGCUCUGCAACUGGUCUUGCUUGA
Molecule: messenger RNA, 2901 nt
Organism: Penicillium diatomitis
Lineage: Eukaryota; Fungi; Ascomycota; Eurotiomycetes; Eurotiales; Aspergillaceae
Product: MCM DNA helicase complex subunit MCM4
Exons: 5
Coding region: 1-2901 (966 amino acids)
Biological process (GO): DNA replication; DNA strand elongation involved in DNA replication; double-strand break repair via break-induced replication
Cellular component (GO): MCM complex; nucleus
Molecular function (GO): ATP binding; single-stranded DNA binding; single-stranded DNA helicase activity
Source: RefSeq, a predicted model, not a curated record